UAUAUAAAUCCUUCAUACCCCUCAGAAACCUUGGACUGUGUGGUUUGCCAGUGAUGUUUUCUUUUCGCAAGCCUUGUUAGCACAGGCAGCUGAAUAAACUACGCUUAGCUAGCAAGCUGCUAGUCGUAAAUAGAAAAGGGCUUUGCUAUAGUUUAUUUUAAACUAACUUUAGCUUCAUUAGCAUAUUUUGCUCCCUGCUUCAGCACAAUCGAGGCACUGGAUUGGCUACAAUUCAAUGGAGACGCUGUCAAAAACAGCCUCAGCUGAUGAUACGCGGGACAAGGAGCCCUGUCCACCACCACCACCACCACCAGCCAGCAGAGUCGUAUCUGAGAGCCUGUCCCUGCCAUCUUACAAAAAUUAUCCUGCUCACCGUCCCUUCAUCAACACACUUGUGCAUCACACACCCCCAACACGCACACAUCACUUUAGUCGUUCGCCAUCACCCAGCAAAGCCUUCCCAGAGACCAAUAGCGCAGCGAUCUUAUCUGCCCUGAGGAAUCUCCAGGAGAAGAUCAGAAGGUUGGAGUUGGAGAAAGGACAUGCAGAGCUCAGUCUGCGUUCUGUGGAAAAAGAUGUGUCACAUACUUUUCUGCAGAAUGAAAAAGUUAACCAGAGAUUCACAAAUAAUCAGACGGACACAGAAAGAAAGAUGAAUGGCAACCGAGUGUUGAUCACCCACCUUGCUGCUGCAGAGUCUCGCUGCGUGAAGCUGGAACGACAGCUGGAUCACAUGAAGAGGAUGUUGCGCAACGCCAGGACAGAGAGAACCAGCCUGCUCAAGCAGCAGGCUUCAAUGGAUCAAUCAGCUGAUCGCCAGCCUGACACAGUGUCUGAGCAUGCCCAGUUGGACAAACUGGAGCGACUUGAACAGGAGUAUCUCAGGCUGACACGCACACAGACCAAUGCUGAGAUGAAGAUUCAUGAGCUGGAGAUGAAACUACAGGAGGAGGAGCACCAGAGAAAGCUCAUCCAGGAGAAGGCUAACCGGCUACAGACAGGUUUGGAGGCCAACAGGAUUUUGCUGAAGUCAGUGUCACCGUGCCUGUCCAACAGACCGUCCAAAGAGAGGAAUUUAAAGAAAUCGUCGCAACAGCAGCUGUCCUGCACACAGCCACACUAUAGACUGAGCCUCAGAGAUGUACCUUUUGUUGCUGGAACGUCAGUCGGCUGCAGCCACUCAGUCAGAGCCAACGUCCAGUCAGUUUUAUCUCUCCUGAAGCAACACCAGCCGCACCUGUGCAACAGCCGCGUCCUCUCUCACAACACAAACGGCUCUGAGACGAGCAGCCGAAGGCGUUCAGACAGCUCCUCUUCUUCCUCCUCCACUAGUGGGGAGGAACUGUCAGAUCUGCUACAAGCCCUGCAGGAGGAGCUGCGACUCAUGAGCUUAGAGCACGAUGAGUUGAUGAGGCAGCUGGAGGACAGUGUGUCUGAACAGAAAAGAAAAGAACUUCAAAGGGAGCAGGAGAGGCUGUUGAUGAAAAUGGAGAGGAAGGGAGAGCAGAUCAGUAAGCUGUACAAACACAAAUCACAGAUAAAAAAAAUACGAAAGGAAGCAAAUUCCAGGCAGAACAGGAGGAAUGAGGUGAGAGUUUGUACCACAGCAUCCACUAGAGGUCGCUCUGCAGGAGCAGCUAAAGUAAAACCAGGAGAGAGAAGCCAAAGGAAUCUGAGGCUGCUGAGGGACAUGAAGGCUCUGCAGACUUCAUUACGGACCUGAAACUCAUUAAGAUCAGCCCAAUAGAUUCCUCUUGUUAGUGCUGCCUACCUCUGGCCAUUGUUACACUACAACAGCCGCUGACACAUUUGUGACCAUAUGACCCAUGAGCCCUUUGUUCUUCUAUUUAUUUAUUUUCUGGAACAUCCAAAAAUGCUGUGUGUUUUGAACCAGACCUUGUUUUUCUCUCGUGAUCCACCCAAAAUUGAUGUUUUUUCAAAAUGGUGUUUUUUUUUGUCCUUUUAGUCAUCUUAGUGUCUCAUGAAAAUGAAUCCAAAACAUUUUAAUGAUAAAGAGGGUUUCACAUUAUGCUGAAGUUAUUCUUUAUAACUACCAUUAAGGGGCCUUUUUUUGUUUAUGAAACUUACUGACUCAAAUAUUUGCCUCAACGCACAAUCUUUUUUUUUCUUUCCAGCAGAGGGCACAAAAGUUUAGCCAAGUAAUUUUUUAACCCUACUGUGGUCUACUCUUGUUCUGUAUUAUUGGCUUACCAGUCAUUUGUAAAACACUUCAAACUGCACAGAUCUGUGUAAAAGGUGCUGUAUAAAUCGUGUUUUGAUCCAUCGACCGAGACCUGUAGAAUCUAAAUUUUCAGUGUAGUUUUCUAGUCAUGGGUAAACAAUUUACAAUAUAGUUGUUCCCCAAAGGAAAGGAGAAAGACAUUUUUAAAAAGAAGUCAAUAACACUUUGUACUAAAAGAUUCCUGAUUCGCUAUAUUUGAUUAUCAAAUUUCGUAAGCAUUAAUGAAGAGGAUGUAGCAGUCAUUGGUAGUGUAAAGAAACUGCAGAGAUGAACUAUCAGUUUCCAGUUUAUUUGGUGCAGCCAAGCAAAGCCAGUGUGGGAUAAGACAACAAUCUUCUGUUUUUCUGUACUUUUAUUGACCUAAUGCUGUGCUGAAGGACCCAAAAAUGCCCUUUCUGUCUUUGGUUAAUAUGACUGAAUCCGUCCUAUGUGUCACAUUCCAAACCAUUCCUAAGAGCAUGUGUGAUGAUCACGAUAUUUGUACACAUUCCAAUUAUUUCUACAAAUCCUGUAAGUUAUUUUUGACAACCUAGAUUUGAGUGAAAACUUUGGGAAAUAAAGUAUUUGUUUGUGUACUUCA
Messenger RNA from Acanthochromis polyacanthus (spiny chromis), 2822 nucleotides. It is a transcript of the gene cep57, whose product is annotated as centrosomal protein 57. The transcript is spliced from 11 exons. Gene Ontology annotation, cellular component: centrosome. Lineage: Eukaryota; Metazoa; Chordata; Actinopteri; Pomacentridae. Gene Ontology annotation, molecular function: microtubule binding; identical protein binding; gamma-tubulin binding. The record is from RefSeq and is a predicted model, not a curated record. Bases 236 to 1723 code for a protein of 495 amino acids.